Molecule: messenger RNA, 1017 nt
Organism: Trichoderma gamsii
Lineage: Eukaryota; Fungi; Ascomycota; Sordariomycetes; Hypocreales; Hypocreaceae
Exons: 2
Coding region: 1-1017 (338 amino acids)
Source: RefSeq, a predicted model, not a curated record
AUGGCGAUCUCUAUCCAUACGUUGCGACCGGAGUGGCGAAAGAGCUACGAAGCUUGUCACGUCGAGAUACCGCGAAAGGAUGAUGCAGUCUAUGUAGACUGCUCUGUAAAGCUGAUAAGUCAGAAACUGACUAUUCGUUAUCUUGCAUUCGACUCACCAGAAGAGGUCAUAAAUCUUCAACAUCAUCCAGAGGCUUAUACCGCAUACAUAGUAUGCAGUGGUCAUUUCAAGUUUUGGAAUGGUAACACGUGCCGUCACUUGCAAGGCGGAGAUUUUGCCUUUAUUCCUCCAGGAACUACUUAUGGCUAUCAGCCACUUGCACCAAAUUCAGAAUUAUUGAGAUUUAAGACGCUGGAGGACCAGACCGAUCUCUUGCAAGCUAUGAGACAAUUUCACAGCAAUUGCUUUUCUAGCCAUCCGGGCCAGCGAGAAGUUGCGUCAGUCGAUGCAAAGGUUACUUGCGUUCCUGGUAGUUGCCGCCUACCCGACUUAACAUGUUUUUCAGAAACGGAGAAUACUAUACCAAUAAUAGUAGAACCGUAUUUUCUUCGUCUUCCUGUCAGCCCUCGAUGGAUCUUUGGUGGAGUAAUGACGCGACCCUGCGUAAAAGCAACCCACUGCGAAGGGAAGUUCUCCAUAUCUGCUAUGGAGACGUCUGAUGCUCACCGAGUGCAGCCAUUCCUCAACCGUUGGCUAAGCUUCACAAGAGUGGAUCACUGCUUCUGCGUUGUGGAGGGCACAUUUAAGAUAAAGUUCAGAGGUCACGUGGAAUGGACUCUCAUUCGAGGGGGCCAGGCUAUUACAGUCCCAGCAAGGCAAGGAUUCACUGUUGAUGUGGGUAGUGGAUUUCUUCGGUUGGUUACUAUUACAAACGGUACUGGCAUUGACGAGUUGAUUUGUAAAGCCGGAUACCAAUGCGCAAGUUUGACACUACCGGAGACAGUGAGUUGUUGGGAUGGUUGGGAUGAAGUCCGUUUUAUAUCAGCCUGUUCCGAGGUAGGAGCUCUGCUUGGAUAA